Arachis ipaensis is the source of this 574-nucleotide messenger RNA. The record is from RefSeq and is a predicted model, not a curated record. NCBI's taxonomy places the organism in Eukaryota, Viridiplantae, Streptophyta, Magnoliopsida, Fabales, Fabaceae.
AAAAUAAAAUCAUAGCAUAUUAAGAGUGUUAUCUUAUUAAUUAAUGUAGUCUAAUUACUGUUAAUUUAAUUCGUUGUCUUUGAUUUUCAUGAAUAGCAAGUCGUGCAAUUGAGUUGAAGAAUCAUUCUUUACUACUUGGAAAAGUGAUAAGGGUCAUGUGGUCUCGUCGCGAUCCUGAUGUGAGAAAAAGUGGCAGAGGGAAUGUUUUUGUUAAGAACUUAGCUGAAUCCAUAGAUAAUGCGGGAUUACAUGAUUUAUUUCAAAAGUUUGGAGAUAUCUUGUCCAACUUUGGGAAUUGCUUUGGUGCUUCAAAUUGGUUUAGAGGGAGUGAUGAUAGUGAUACUGCUGAGAAGCCAUGGGAACGAGGUAAUAGAAUUGAGGUUGUGACUAAUUGAAUGAUGUUGUGUUUGAUUUAUUGAAUGAUGAUGAUGCUGAAAAUUCUGUUUGUUAGAGUGCAGAAUUUGUUGAAAGGCUAAAAGCCAAGUUUCAUGAUUGAAUUAAUUGAUGAUACAUGCUAAUGAUUAUUUGAGAUGAUGCUGGUCUAUUUGUUAUAUAUGAUGCAGUAAAUUGACGA